Molecule: messenger RNA, 1560 nt
Organism: Cariama cristata (Red-legged seriema)
Lineage: Eukaryota; Metazoa; Chordata; Aves; Cariamiformes; Cariamidae
Gene: ODAD4
Product: tetratricopeptide repeat domain 25
Exons: 11
Cellular component (GO): cytoplasm
Molecular function (GO): protein binding
Source: RefSeq, a predicted model, not a curated record
GCACUGAAGCUGAGAGCAGGAGACAAGCACUGUCUGGUUGCCCGCUCAGAAUGUUACCUGAAACUUGGAGACACAGAAAAUUCCCUGAAAGAUGCUGAAGCUUCUCUCCAAAACGACAAAACAUUCUCCAAGGGACUUUACCAAAAAGCUGAGACAUUAUAUACCAUGGGUGAUUUUGAAUUUGCACUAGUGUUUUAUCAUCGAGGCUACAGACUACGUCCAGAACUACAGAAGUUCAGGCUGGGUAUCGAGAAAUCCCAGGAGGCAAUCGUCAACUGCAUUGGAAGUCCAUCCUCAGUUAAACUGGAAAAUAAAGAGGAUCUGUGCUUUAUAAGCAGGCAAGAAGAGAGCAAGAAAGAAAAUCAGAAACUCCAAAUCAAACUCACUAAGGAUCAAAAAUGGGCAAAGAAACGGGAGCCGGUGAGGAAUCCAAAAACAGAGCGACAGCUUCUUGGAGAGCUUUAUGCUGACAAGGCCUACCUAGAAAAGUUGCUCAAGGAUGAAGAUUUGAUGGCGAGCAGCACAAAGCAGGGGAUCAAAGUGGCGGACCUGGUUUUGAGUGGCAUUUCCUACCUGGACACCCGCAGCGAGUUCUGGCAGCAGCAGAAGCCUAUUUACGCCCGUGUGAGAGAGCGCAAGCUCAGGCAGCAAAGGUGGAUCCGGGACAAGAAACGAAAACCAGCUGAGAUUGGCAGAUACAUUGUGAAGAGUAUGGAGGAGAUUGAUAUGCUGCUGACCGGCGGCUCCCCCGAAGAAGGCUGCCAGAAAGCUGAGCGUGUGCUAAAAACAAUCCAAAGGUGGUCAGAAGAUGAAGUUCCCAACAAGAAGGAACUGAUUGGAACCCUCCACAGCUGCAUGGGGAAUGCUCAGUUAGAGAUGGGCCACCUGGAGGCAGCUCUGCAAAGCCAUAAAAUGGAUCUGGAAUUUGCCAGGCAGAACGAUCUGCCAGGUGCCGUAUCCAGAGCCCUCGAUAACAUCGGCAGAGUUUAUGCCAGAAUUGGCAAAUUCCAGCAAGCUAUUGACACCUGGGAAGAGAAGAUUCCGAUGGCAAAAUCCAGCCUGGAGAAGACCUGGCUGUUCCACGAAAUUGGCCGAUGUUACCUCGAGCUGAAUAAAGCUGAAGCAGCCCAAAACUACGGACAGAAGUCCCUGCAGUCAGCAGAUGAAGAGGGAGACGUUGAGUGGCAACUCCAUGCUGCUGUUCUAGUGGCACAAGCGCAAGUAAAAUUAAAGGAUUACCAGUCUGCAAUCGUGACCUUUGAAAAAGCACUCGAGAAGGCAAAGCUUACUCACAACGAAGCAGCUCAAAAGGCCAUCAUUAUUGCUUUAGACAACGUGAGCAAAAGCUUCAUCGAAGACCUGAACGAAAAAGGAGAAGAAACGACAGUUUACUCUCUUAAAGAUGAUGAUUUCAGCAGCGAAAACACAAAAGAUGACAAGGUGGAGGACAGAGGGAGAGAGAAAAGCGAACAAAGCACGGAGAAUCAAGAAGAUGAACAGCAAGGAGCAGCAGCCAGGAGCUAUAAAGAAGAACAGGGCAACACUAAAGACGGGGGAAAC